AUGCUGGAGCAGGCAGCUGCUUGUCUUCGGGCUCUAGCUGCUUUGCUCCUCCCAUCGUCACUGCAAGAGGCCUGCAGCUCUGCCCCGCCCCGCCCUUCCUACCCUGCUGGGGUCUGCCAGGAUCCAGGAUUCCAGACUACCAUCACAGGUGCUCCUUGGCAGGUGAGAGAGCAGGCCCCGCCUGAGGAGGAAGAAACAGAGUACAUUGAGCUUCUGGCAGCAGAAAAGCAUCAAGUUGAAGUCCUUAAAAACAUGCAGCAUCAGAACAAAAGUCUGUCCAUGCUUGAUGGAAUUCGUGAAGAUGUAAGAAAGGCAGCAGAUCGCUCAGAAGAAGAAAUAGAGGAACAUGUUUUUGAUGACAACAAGGCAGUAAUGGGGGCCAAUUUUGAGGCAGUUUUGAGAGUAGAGGAGGAGGAAGCCAAUUCCAAGAGAAAUGGAUCAAAACAUGAAGUAGAGAUCAUUUGGGCCUUAGUAUGCUAAGUGACUCUCAAAACAAUCAAUAUCUAUUGAGUAAGCCCAGAGAGUCAACAAUUCCAGGAGCUGAUCCCCCCUUCAGA
Molecule: messenger RNA, 557 nt
Organism: Monodelphis domestica (gray short-tailed opossum)
Lineage: Eukaryota; Metazoa; Chordata; Mammalia; Didelphimorphia; Didelphidae
Source: RefSeq, a predicted model, not a curated record